Messenger RNA from Trichosurus vulpecula (common brushtail), 5111 nucleotides. RefSeq names its product pleckstrin homology domain containing O2 (gene PLEKHO2). NCBI's taxonomy places the organism in Eukaryota, Metazoa, Chordata, Mammalia, Diprotodontia, Phalangeridae. Gene Ontology annotation, biological process: macrophage apoptotic process. The record is from RefSeq and is a predicted model, not a curated record. Bases 190 to 1893 code for a protein of 567 amino acids. The transcript is spliced from 6 exons.
GUUUCUUCUUCUGGGCGAGCUGCAGGCGGGACAGACAGAGGGGAGUAGCCGCCGCCCGGCCGGGAUGGGGGCGAGCAGAGCCGCAGGGGCCCCGCGGCGGACGGGCUAGUGACUCCCGGGGCGGAGCGGCAGGAGCGGGAGCCGCCCGCCCGUUCCCCCCCUCACCCCCGCCUCCCACUCGGCCCGGCCAUGGAGGAGGAGGGCAUGAAGGAGAGUGGUGAGAAGCUCCGAGGUGCCCAGAUGGCAGAUAAGGCUGGAUGGAUCAAGAAGAGCAGUGGGGGCCUCCUGGGACUUUGGAAAGACCGAUACCUCCUGCUCUGCAAGGCACAACUUCUUGUCUACGAGAAUGAGGAUGAGCAGAACUGCAUAGAGACUGUAGAACUGGGCAGCUAUGAGAAGUGCCAAGACUAUCGAGCUCUCCUAAAGAAGAAGCAUCGGUUUAUUUUGCUUCGAUCUCCUGGGAACAAGGUCCAUGACAUCAAAUUCCAGGCUCAGAAUGGGGAGGAGAAGGAGUCUUGGAUCAAAGCCCUCAAUGAAGGCAUCAACAGAGGCAAGAAUAAAGCCUUUGAUGAGGUUAAGGUGGACAAGAGCUGUGCCCUAGAACAUGUGACCCGGGAUCGGGUGAGAAGGGGUCAGCAGCGCCGGCCACCUACAAGAAUCCACUUGAAAGAGGUGGCCAGUGCUGCAUCAGAUGGGCUAUUGAGGCUGGACCUUGAAGUGCCAGACAGUGGGCCCCCCUCUUUCACUUCCAGCAACAACAUCAGUGAUUCCCACCCUACAGAGAUACCUCGACCACCUAUGCCUCCAACCAAACCCCCCUCCCAGGAUCUAGAGAAGCCAAAUUUGGAAGAUAGUGCUGAAAAACAAGAGUCAGAGGAGAGCACCCCAACUCCUGCAUCAGAUGAUCGCCAGGACCAUCCUGAGCACCAGGGUAUGGCAGAAACAACUGAGGAGGCCUUGGAAACCUCAACCCUGCCUGGAGGUAGUAAGGAGAAUCUGACUGAAGGAAAGAAAAGCUUAGAAAAGCCUCCUGAGCCACCUCCCAAGGUCCAGCCUGAGAAACUGAAAGUAAGCUGGGAAAAUCCAAGCCCAGAGCCUCCCACCCCUCCUGGCAAAGAAUCAGAUCAACCCGCCAGUUCAGAGACUGCUUCCAAGGAGGGAGGGAAACCCCCGGCCCCUCCACCAAAGAUCCUGUCUGAAAAAUUGAAAGCAUCUCUGAAGGGGAGUGAGACUACCAGCUUAGAGCAAUGCCAGGACUCCCAGGCUGCCAAGACCCUCGAUCCUGAUCCAGGUUGUUCCCAAGUUUCAGUGAAUGGCCUGACUGACCAUGCAAAUGGUGUAGAACAUGUUCUAGAAUCAGGUCUGCAGAGAGCCAUGGAGGAUAGAGGGGACCAGAAGACUCCCCUGAAGGAGGGUGAGGAGCAGCUAGCUCCUGCAGAGCCCAGCUCAGAUGCCUUGGGGGACAAAGGAGCCCAGGAGGGCUCAGGAGCAACCCUCCAGGAUAAGUCCCCUGUACUGCCAUCACUGCAGCCCCGAUGCGCCUCCCUCGGGAACCUGCUGACUGAGAGUGACAAGGGUCAAGGUCUGUGCCUGGACAGGUUCCAGCUGGUCAAGAUAGAGAAGAAGGUGACUUCUGAAAGGGAAAAGACUGAGCAACUCUUGAGCCAGGCCCUAGGCAGGGAGUUGGAGCAUGCCCAGGAGGGAAAUGGACCCCCUGUCAAUGCCGAGACAUUGCUCAACCAGGCUGUAGAGCAGCUGAGGCAAGCCACCCAAGUCUUGCAAGAAAUUAAAGUUUUAGGAGAACUGAACAAGGAACCAUCGACCACCCUGACAGAGAAGCAGAAAGAAAAGCAGAAGGACCUAGUGACUCUGUAUAGGAGAAGUGCUCCCUAGGGCAUGCUUAAGCACUUUUUUUCUUCUUUUUUUUCCCCUUUUAUGGUCUCCCUCAAAAUUUUUAUUCACCAAUGCUGUUACUGGGCCAACAGACAGUCGUAAGUCUGAGCUUGGCCCUAUCCCUUGUCCAGCCACUUUCUUAGCAAUGGCCCCUCUUUCCUCUUCUCUUUGAUGCUCUCUUUCUAGUGAAGUCUUCUCUCCAUUGAUGUGGAGGGAUGACAGCCUGCUGACUGGUAAACCAGUCAAUCAUGUGUCUCCAUCUCGCAGCCCUGCAGGGUUAACAUCUAACCCCAAAUAGCUGGAUAUACCCAGGAUGCCUCAGGGUGCUCGGCCUCAGACACAGGGAAGGGGAUCCUUCUGGGGGGGGCAUGAAUACCCAGGCUCAUCUCUGCUGUGUGGUCUCCAUCUAGAACAUCUGUUCUCACCUUCUGGCCAUCUGUAUGCUCAUUUGAAAGUGAAAUCAGGCUGGGUGGUGGAUCAAUCAGGAGAGGAAAGGCAUCUUUGGAAGGAAGGCCAGUUAUGCUAGAAGAGAACAGUCAUACACUGUAACUGUUCUGGAAAUUCUGUUCCCCCUCCUCUCAAUGGGAAAUUGUUGUCUGGUGUUGCCUGACCAUAUCCGUAGAUUGAAUCUAGGACUAGGGCUUUCCCAAUGUGGUCUAGGCUGGAGCUAUUGAUCAGUAGACUAAAGGAGAGCUAUGAAGUGUCUGGGCCACAUCAUUUAGUCAGGAUUCCCCAGGGAUCAAUGGUCCCUAGAGACUAGGCCAGUUGUAUUUCUUGGGGUGUGUUUCCCUCUGCCAUUAUCCUGAUGCCCUACGUGGGCAGCAUAGAGAGAUAUGAGUGAUGAUAGGGUCUGCUACCCACUCAGGGAGAAAAGUUAUGGCUGCCUUUGAUCGUUCUUAAUGUCUCAGUAUUUGUCGUCUUAGCCACUUUGGUUUAGCUUUGGGACCAUUAUUAACCCUAUAUCCUGAAGGGGGCUGGAGGAUAUGCAAGAGCUUACAUUCUGGGCUCCAGGGCACAUCAUCCCUUCGCUUUAUUGUGUCUUUUGGGGAAAGAGAAUUUGGGGGCAACUUCAUUUCCAAAUACUCAAGGACUACCUAGAUGUAGAUCGACCUAUGCCUAGCAAAAAAGAGUUUGAGUCUUUCUACUUUUUGGUUCCUAAAAUUCGAAUAGUCAAGCUGAGGCCCUUUCCCAGACCAGCGGGGGUUGUUGCUGCAGAAUAAGGAGGGAUAGGGAGAAGGAAUGCUGCUUGGCCUUAGGGGACCAAUUAGCUAUGGCAUUCUGAGCCAACAUAGGUUUCAGUGAUUCUCUUUGGAAGGGCUCUCAAGGGCUCACCUGGUUCAUCCCUCUACUUCUGGGCAGGAUUGUGACCCAGACUACCCAGCUUCUUAAAUUCUUACAUUAGUUUCAAUUCUGGACACUCAAAAGAACCAUUUUUUUUUAGAUUUCAAAAUAAAUACACCUCUAGGAGGAUCAUAAUUUUUGCCCUCCUUGAGUGACCUUUACAUUUAUGCCGUCUAUAUGCUUAGUCUCCUUGCUUCACCUGGAUUGGUUAAAUAGCCUUCAGGGGUGUCUAUCAGGCCAUUUCUUGUAAAUGACCACGAACAUUCAUUUGAGUGGUAUUAGUUACAGUAAUUGAAUGGAUGGAACUUGUCCUGGGAAUGAGUAAUUCCUCUCAGCCCUACCAGUGGAUAACCAGGUCAGGCCGGGCCAGAUGAGUGAUUCCUAGUGAUUUCCACCAAAGUCAGUGUGGAUGAUCUGGGAUAAAGUUGGACCUUAUGAUGACUAGUGUCCUCCAAUGUCCUUACCUUUCUCCCUUCUAAUCAUGCACUUGCUUUUCCCUGGGGCUGGAGAUUUGGAUGGUUCAGUGAAAAGAAGGAAGAACCAAGGAAGUGACAGGAAUUACAUUUUCUCUACCUUUCUUUCCCUGGUCUCAAAACUGCCUCCUCUUCCAGGGUUUAUAGGGGGAGGGAGGAGCGGGAUGGGAGAGGGGAGAUGUCACAGUCAGUUUGCCUUGUGUGUCACCACAGAUUAUCAAUUUAUACUGUCUGGCAAUGUUUGCCUCCCUGGCCUCACUCCCUCCACCAACCAAGACUGGACUCUGCAUUUUCAGAAGCUGUUCUUGGUACCAAUCAGCUGCUUCCCCAGGAAUAGCCUGGAGCUCAAUAUCCCAAGAUGUAAGCAACGAAUAGUUAACUGUUAUAGCCAGGCGUUCGGGGACCUAACCCAUUCUAGAAAUUUCAUUAAAGCUCCCCCCACCCAAAGUCUAUGCUGGGUUCAGACAUUUUCCAGACUUUUUUUUUUCGUUUGUUUUUUUGCCUGAGCACUUUUUGUUUAGUGAAGGAUUAAAAAGAGAAUGCCACCAUGGACCUUCCUAAUAAUGCAGCACCUGGCAUAGUGCCUUGCACACAGUAGUCAUUUAAUGUUUGAAUUGUGGGCUGGCCUUUGUCAAGCACAGGCAUUGGCUACAGCAGAAAUUAGCAAUGUAAGUUCAUGCCUUAUUUACUGAAAUUUUAUCUUAUAACACAAGAUAUUGCCAUGAGUAAGCUGGCCUUUCUCCAGGGUGGUGCUGGAGGUAUGGGAUGUAAUUGGACUCAUUCCUAGAAUUCUGCUUUAGAGAGGUGUAUGGGGACUUGUUUGCUGACAGUCUUCAGCUCCCUUUAACUCUGAGACACGCACCUCGGUUCUGCACAACACUCAGGGCUGAAUGGGGAUGGGAGAUGGGGUGGAUCUCCCAUUUCUGGAGGUCACUGUAGGGCCUCCAGUUACUGGAAAGUGAUGGUAAGCAGGGCUCAGAGAGGAAAGGAUGGGGGUCUCCAAGAGGAGGUGGCACCCUAGAGUAGGCAGCAGGCCUAUGUUUCAUGUAAAUAAGAAACAAUGUGUAUAUUUUGCAAAGGAUUCCCACUGUCCUCUCUCUCCCUAUGAGGAUGUCCCUCUCCACCUCCACCUCCACCUCUCAAGGGGUGCUGGUUUAAAAAACUGAACUAUUUCGUCCUGUCCCAAUCAACUCCCUUUUAAGGCCAGUUUGGUAUCAGCUCCACGUAUAGGGUUCCCCUUUCUUAAUGAAAGAGGUCCUGGAAAGGGGUGAGGGGACAACAAAUGUGAAUGGUGGUGGCUUUGCCUGUUUGGCCAGAGGAGGAGGAGAAAUAGCAUUCAGCAUCUUUUGCUUCUAGAACGUGACAUAAUUUUUGAGAGUUGGCAAUAAAACCCCUUUUUAAGUA